AUGGAGGUUGAGGACAGAGACGAGCUCUGCUUUCCACAGUUCCCAAACACCUCCUGCUGGAAGCCCUCGCCUCCUUGGCCCCCAACAGUUACCAUUAUGCUGUACUCCAUGUCUCUGAUCACUGUGGUUCUCAACCUGCUAAUCAUCAUCUCUAUCUCCCACUUCAGGAAGCUCCACACACACACCAACAUCCUCCUCCUCUCUCUGGCUGUCACAGACUUUGUAGUGGGCCUCAUGCUGAUGCCUGUAGAAGUUCUCAGAAAAACAUCUUGCUGGUUUCUUGGUGACUAUGUCGACGGGUCUGGUUCUACGUAUACUAUUGUUGCAACCAUCAUUACCUCAGCCUCAAUAGGUACCAUAGUGCUCAUAUCAGUUGACCGUUAUGUGGCUAUUUGUGACCCUCUGCACUACACCACUAAAGUCACUCCAAAGGCAAAGAAAUCAGAGCUGAAAGCAGCCAGGAAGCUUGGUGUUCUUGUACUUGGUUUUCUAAUGUGUUUUGCCCCGUAUUACGGUGUCAUUAUUGCAGGUCCCCAAUUGAUUAUUGAAUCAUCUGCAACCUUUGCAGUCCAUCUGUAUUAUUCUAACUCUUGUCUAAAUCCUGUGAUCUAUGCCUUUUUUUACCCCUGGUUUAGAAAAGCAGUUAAACAGAUUGUAACUCUUCAGAUACUGCAGCCUGGCUCCUCUGAG
Messenger RNA from Perca fluviatilis (European perch), 690 nucleotides. Its product is annotated as trace amine-associated receptor 1-like. The record is from RefSeq and is a predicted model, not a curated record. The annotation marks the transcript as partial. Gene Ontology annotation, molecular function: trace-amine receptor activity. Gene Ontology annotation, biological process: G protein-coupled receptor signaling pathway. Gene Ontology annotation, cellular component: membrane. The transcript has 4 exons. Lineage: Eukaryota; Metazoa; Chordata; Actinopteri; Perciformes; Percidae.